CUUUAUGACUCAGCGCUUGUCCAAUCCGUCAAAAAGUUCUUUCAAAAAUUGAGAAAUCUUUUUAAAUCCCCCGAAAUAAAACCAUGAAGCGAAGUCAGUUCACGCACAAACCCUCGGAAACGGAGGAAAAGGUCGUCAUAGAGUACAAGGGCCGUUACUUUGAAGUGCCUCGGUCCGAGUAUCAAAGGCGGUUGACGCACAUCGAGCAAGCGCAAACAAGCAAACAAAUUCAGGCCGUGUCCCGAAUCCGUUCCGACGUUGCCUCCACCAGCCAUGGCCCCAACCCAUCCGCCCCGGAAGCUCGCUCCAAGAACAACAACACCGACAUGGUCACAAGCUUUUUCGACCAGUUGGAGCAGAGCUUUAAAAAGUCCAUGAACCAAUCGGAACGAGCUCAAGAAGCGCCAAAGACCCCGCUGGAAAGCCAUUUCACCCUGGAAGACUGCAACGAGAGCCAGCAAACGAUCGUUGAACGACCCAAAGACUGUCCGAUUCCGGUCGACUCGGCGCCGCAAGAUCCACGCCUGUUCAUGUACGUGGCCGAUUCGCUGGCACAGCUCAAGAGCACCGUGACGGACCUGAUCGAUCGCAUCAUUGUGGACAUCGAGUCGAAGGCGAGCCUUAGCCAGAAUGUUUCCUGCGAAACGGUUCUGAUGAAACGGACUCUCGGCGAGGGGGGCGAGAAGUCGGUUCAAAAUUCGGAGUUCUAUGCGCAGAGCAAGCAGUUGUACGGAGAAAUUGAGGACAUUGUCAAGCGAUUGAAGGAUUUGGAAUGACAUCUGCGAUUUUAUAUUUUAGUGGAUUUUUAUUUUAUAAGUUUGUUUAAUAAACUACUUUAAAAA
Molecule: messenger RNA, 842 nt
Organism: Culex pipiens pallens (northern house mosquito)
Lineage: Eukaryota; Metazoa; Arthropoda; Insecta; Diptera; Culicidae
Exons: 2
Coding region: 84-776 (230 amino acids)
Source: RefSeq, a predicted model, not a curated record